Messenger RNA from Mercenaria mercenaria, 414 nucleotides. Its product is annotated as BEN domain-containing protein 3-like. The transcript has a single exon. Bases 1 to 414 code for a protein of 137 amino acids. Lineage: Eukaryota; Metazoa; Mollusca; Bivalvia; Venerida; Veneridae. The record is from RefSeq and is a predicted model, not a curated record.
AUGCAGUCCCAGCUAAAUGCGUUGGAAGCUCAUGUCAGAACAUUAACGCGGGACGUCGAGAAGUUGCGUCGUCAAGGCGAAGCACGAGACAAAAGACAGCAGGCAAUCAUCGAUAACCAGCGAAAAACGCACCAGCUGCUUGAAUGCCUUAUUACGAAUAUGGAAUCUAACAAACAACAGAACAUUCAGACCAGUACCCCUACAGAAAUAACGGAUGAUGAGUCGAUUCCGCAGCAGUAUCAGAUCGAGACGGACGAACUUCGCAUGUUGAAGAACGACACAUCAGGGCCUGGAAAUCUCGCUGCGCAUCUAGUACAAAGAUUGUUUCCGGAGCUAUUUGGAGAAACGAAUCUCCGUUUCCACUACAAUUGGACUGGAGGUGGUAAUUUAAAAAAAGGAGUUAUGUGUAGUUAG